Molecule: messenger RNA, 2916 nt
Organism: Torulaspora globosa
Lineage: Eukaryota; Fungi; Ascomycota; Saccharomycetes; Saccharomycetales; Saccharomycetaceae
Exons: 1
Coding region: 1-2916 (971 amino acids)
Biological process (GO): flocculation
Source: RefSeq, a predicted model, not a curated record
AUGAAUGUUUCUCUUAUAACGAGAAAUCUGUGUAAGAUGCGUUCACUGAAAAUCUCGCUAUACGUCAGUUGGGCGAUAGCGUGCUAUUCAGCGAUUGUAUCAGCCAGCCAGCUCUCCCCAACCGAUGUUUUAGUGCCAGCAACAACUACUGUGACAAGUACUUGGUCCGCUACAAGUUUCCUGACCAGUACCGUGUCGGCUAAGGACACGGACACGGUAUAUACCGUGGUUAUUUAUGGCCCAUCAGUGUCGUCCACUACUACCACCUCAUCUUACACAGGAACAUCUACUUCGUACGACACCAUUGCUGAAAACCCAACCGGUGUUACAGUCAUCGAGUAUGAUCCUAUACCACGCACCACCGUCACCAGGGGAUGGUAUUACGGAACUACGGAAACAACUGUUUUCAACUGCGGCGACAUUGAAGAUACUGGCGCCAGCGCCAUGCCCAUUCGUAAGAGAGACAAUCCUUACACUCAAAAUUGUGAUCCAAUGAACACAGUCACAACUAUGAUCACUGAAGUUGUCCAUGUUCCUAUUGUCACCUCGACCAUUCAAGUUCCUUACCCUGGUGAGACAACUAGCACCUUGUACAGCUGGGAGGACGGAGCUGUGACUGAAACCGACUUUGUAUACGUUCCGAAUGCCGUCUGUGGAACAUCUGGAGCGGCAUGCGGUACUUCUGGCGCUGAGGCAGUCGUUAAUGUGGUCUUUGAUGCAGUCUUUGAUCCAGUCGUUGGUUCACAGACUGCGUGCUGUCAAAUUGGCUUAAGAUGCGCAACCGAAUCUGCUGAUAUUGUCUGUGUUCCUGCGACCAGCGAGCUAACAUAUUAUUGGACUAGUACAGAAACCCUGACUACUACCUACACCACUUACAUUAAUGGCUUGCCAUCCGUAGUGGUUGAAGUGGGCCAGCCCAUAGUAACACAAACUGUGACUACCUCGGGGGAUGUCGAUUACACUGCGACCUUGACUACUAUCACUGGUAACAGUACGGUGGGAACUGCUACUGUUAUCGUUGAAGUUCCAUAUUCUAAGGAGUACUACAACUCAACUUUUGUGACAGAUUGGACCGGUACCUUUACUUCCACUUACGCCACAUCGACUACAACGAUCAAGGGUUCGAACGGUGUUGAUACUGUGAGCACAAUUUAUUAUGUGGAAACACCACAAGCCCAUGGUGUUUCUACGACAUACAGCCCAUGGAGCGGCACGUUCAUCUCUACUUACGCUACUGCCACGUCGACAGUUAAAGGCUCUGAUGGCAUUGAUACUGUCAGUACCAUCUACUACGUUGAGACACCACAAGUCAAUGGCGUUUCUACCAUUUACACGCCAUGGAACGGUCCUUUCACCUCUACUUACGCUACUGCCACGACAACUGUUAAAGGUUCUGAUGGCAUUGAUACUGUCAGCACCAUCUAUUACGUUGAGACUCCUCAGAGCCGCGGUGUAUCUACCAUCUACAGUCCAUGGAGUGGUACCGUCACCUCCACUUAUGCUACAGCUAUGACUACCGUCCAGGGUGCAAAUGGUCUUGACACUGUCAACACUAUCUACUACGUGCAAACCCCCAAUAGUGGCUACUACGGGAACUUGACAGCCGCUUCAUUAGCUCCUAUAACCCAGAGCAGUGGAUCGACUAGCACUCAAUCAACCUCUGUUACCGACGCUAGCAGAUCUAGUACUCCAGAAAGUGGAUCGACUAGCAUUCAAGCAACCUCUGUUACCGAAGCUAGCAGAUCUAGUGCUCCAGUAAGUCAACUAACACAACAAAUAACUUCCAGUGUCUCUAGAAAUUCUGCGUCAUCUUUCGCAUCAAAUGACGCAUCUUCUGGACCCUCUUCCACGUCAAAUAAACCAUCUUCAACACUGUCUGACAAGCCAAGUGGUUUCGCAUCUGGCCAGCCUAUCGUUUCGAGCGCUGAAUCUGUUAAAUCUUCAAGUCAUGUCUCGAGGUCAAAUGACUACAGUGAAAGUACCAUUUCUUUCUCUACAAAUCGGACGCCAUCUAACGUUUCGAGCACUGAAUCUGUUAAAUCUUCAAGUGCUGUCUCGAGAUCAAAUGACUAUAGUGGAGGUACUAUUUCUUUCUCUACAAAUCGAACGCCAUCUAACUCAGGAGAGCCAGCAACUCCGGUCUCCGUUUUAUCAUCAGCCACUUCUAACAAGGGAAUCUCUCGGUCGGUGGUGACUACCAUUGAUUCAGAUACAGUCACAUCCUACCCUACCACGUGUGCUGUAACUGAUAGCCAAACUCAAGUCGGAUUACAAACUUCCAACCAAGUUACUCAGUUAGUUGUUACCACCACGGUGAGCGGUGUUGUUACAUCAUACAUCACCACCUGCCCUAUUGGCGGAUAUCACAAGGAAACAUUGUCAGAAGUGAUCCAAACUCAAACACCGGCCGCUACUCUUGUACCUGGCAAUCACACCACCUCGCAAGGCUCUGCCAGCGGGGCUGACACAUCCAUCGCGCAAUCGACUGGCGCUAGGGCACCGCCAAAGCUGCCAACCGGCUCUGGGGAACAUGCACAAAAUUCAUCCGCCCGCCAAUCCCCAAGCAACAUUGCUGCAAGCUCGGGCUCUUUCAAUAAUGCUGCCACGAGCACUGUCCCAGCUGAGACUGGAUCUGCAGCGACUCAGUCAUUGAGAGCGACCAGCAACGGCGAGGUCUCUGGAGCGCCAGCGGCCACAGGCAGUGGUGCCAAUAUCAGUCAAGUUCCAGCAGUUGUCAGCCCAACCGUUCUUUCGGGAUCAAACGGCAGUGGUCAGACUACGGGCGCCAUGCCUUCGGCCUCCAUAAGCCCUGUUCAUGUCUCUACGACUUCAGAUAUCCAUCUUUCGACCUACGCAGGUUCCGCUGCCAAACUGAGAGCUGCUUUCAUGCUGCUCCUACCUCUGGCCGUAGUGUGA